AAGCGUUUUUCUACAAGGUGGAACUUUUAGAUUACAGAAUUUGAUACCUAGAUCACGACUUUUUCUUCUUUUUAAUGUUUCUUUUAUAAACCGCUUCAUUGAUGUGGCUUUUUUUAGUUUAUUUCUGGAACUCCCGCACAGUUUAUACAUUUAAUUGAGAGUCAAAAAACAUUAUUUAAUCUUUAACAAAUUUGGUAUGAACGAAUAUAUUUUAAACAGGAGUUUUAAAACUCAAUCAAAUCAAAAACAAUGCUUAAUUUAUGGAAACGAAAACGAAAGCGAAAGUGACGAGCUUUCUAUAGAGCUCAAAGAAAUAUCGGAAAAAUUACCGCUAAUGAAACGAUACGGUCAAAGUUAUGAUCAGAAUACUAGUGAAAUGCAUACUACUAACUAUGUCCCAGUCACAAUGAUUACGGAGUCUAAUGUUGACAUAACUACUUUUGAAGAUAAUGAAGGACAAACAAAUAGCGUAAACACAAUGAAGCUUUAUGAGCAUACAACUUCAAUUGAUCCACAACAUAAUUUAUUUUCCAAUAGCGGUUCCGAAAAAAAUAAUAAUAAUUAUACGUUACUCGAUUUUAUUACCGCCAAAAAAAGUGUGUCCAAAGAAAAAAUUGUUUUAAAAGACUGCAAUGUUAAUAUUAACGGUAACAUGCCUUUAGUAAUGCAACCAGUUUUUCAGAGUUUUCAAAAACGAACACUUGUAAAACAAAACACGUCCAAGUUGUCGAUGCUACGUAAAUUCUUCAGCGCAGAACAAAAAGAUUCAAAAGAAAGUGUAGAGUUGCUGCCUAACACAGAAUUUUCAUUACUAACUAGUCCUUUUCAAGCAUACUUUCCAAGAUUGAUUAAAACGCAAGAAAUCACAAAAGAAAAUAACGGCCCUUGCGACAUACUCGGCUUAUCGAACUUAUCAAAUUUAACAAGCGUUUCUGACAAGAAGAAAAAAAAAUCGCUUGCAAUUGUUCUGCUAGCUUUAGCAAUUGAUGCAGAAUUAGACGAAUCAUUUUUUAAAGCAAUUGAAAAAUCCGAACAGUUAAUAAAAUUAAUGAGAACGAUAGCAAAAACAAACUUAUCUCGAGAUGCUUUUCAGCUCUUGAAACGCUUGUCUACUGAUUUCUAAUGUUUUUCAUUUAGAAUAUGAAAUUAUUUUGUUAAUGACAAUCUUGUUCUACAAAAAUAAAUUAUUUUAACAAUAAUAACAAUAAAGUUAUUUUAUUAAAAGAACUUGUUUAAAGAUAAAUCAAGACAAAGACAAACCGAGACAAAAAAUUUUUGUUUUGAGGCUAUAACAAGAGUUUAAUAUAUAUAUAUAUA
Hydra vulgaris (swiftwater hydra) is the source of this 1317-nucleotide messenger RNA. RefSeq lists its product as uncharacterized. Lineage: Eukaryota; Metazoa; Cnidaria; Hydrozoa; Anthoathecata; Hydridae. The record is from RefSeq and is a predicted model, not a curated record.